AUGUCUCUGACUUAUUCUUCUCUCACAGGAGAUAAACCUCCAUGUCCUCUUUCAGAUCUCAGGUACUCCAGCAGCUGCUACACUGACUGUUCUAAUCAUCAUUACAAAGGGGAGCAAAGCUCUGGAGUUUAUACUAUAGUGCCAUCUACUGGAGGAACUGCAGUAGACGUCUACUGUGAUAUGGACACCGAGGGUGGCGGGUGGACGGUUAUCCAGAGACGUCAAGAUGGAUCGGUCAAUUUUAACAGGACCUGGAAAGAGUAUAAAGAAGGUUUUGGAAACUUGAAGGGAGAGUUCUGGCUGGGAAAUGAGAAGAUCUACUGGAUAACAGGGAAGGGAGAAUUCAGUCUGCGCAUUGACCUGGAGGACUGGAGCGGGCAACACAAGUACGCUGUCUACAGGGAAUUCAGGUACAAAUGUUUCUUGUGUGGCCCAUAA
This is a messenger RNA of Staurois parvus, 438 nucleotides long. Lineage: Eukaryota; Metazoa; Chordata; Amphibia; Anura; Ranidae. The record is from the annotation of a GenBank genome assembly.